AUGGAUCCUAUACUGCUAAAAGCUGCAGUAGAGGGUAACACUAAUUCCCUCGGAGAACGUCGAUUCAGGGAUGACUCUUUCAACUGGAAGCAAGUAACUCCCUUGAAGAACACAGCAUUUCACAUUGCCAUGAGACAUGGACACAUAGGUUUCGCCCGAGAACUCUAUAAUCGUUGUCCGUCGCUGGUAACCAUGAGAAACUCCAACGGUGACACCCCACUACAUGUAGCUAUAAAGGCUGGACGCUUUCAUACAACGAAUUCCACAAUGGUUGAAGAUGAUGAUGGUCAUCAGCAAACAUUUUCUCAUCCAGACCUUGGAAGCGGAAGGUCAGAAGACCGCAUUUCCUUUGUAGAGCAUUUGUUGAGAACUGUGGGUCCUCGAGCGUGGUCUGCAAAUGAUAAAGGGGAGUCUCUACUGUAUCUGCUGGCCACACACAGAGGGUCGGAGCAAAUCAUCAGUGAUGCCUUAUCAUCAUCAACUAGUUUUUCUCCAAGUUGUGAGGGACCUAAUGAUCUAACGGCCUUACACGCUGCUGUGAUUGCCGGGCAUUCAGGAAAUAUAAGAGCAAUAAUGAAAGGAAGGCCAGAACUCAUCCACAAGCAAGACGGAACCAAGAAGAAUCCUCUUCAUCAUGCAGCCUUACUGGGUGAUUUAGACACGGUGCAACUAUUAUUAAAAAUAGACUCUUCCAUUGCAUAUCAAGUGGAUGAUGAAGGUCACUCGCCUCUCCACAAAAUUGUGUUGAUUUGGCCAAUAGCAAAUGGCCAAAAUGUUCUUCAUGUUGCUGUGAUAGAGUAUCAACCGGAAGUUGUUAGGUAUCUCUGUAAGCGCUAUAGUGGGAGUCUUGUAAACCAAGUGGAUAAAGACGGGAACACACCUUUCCAUUUGGCCGCCAUCAACUUCUUCUUUUGGAUUAUAAUUGAUAUUUUACAAGAAGGUGAAGUGGACAUAACAGCCAAGAACAAUAAAAGCCUCACAGCUCGAGACAUUAUUGCGCUGGACAUGGAAAAGGAAGGGGCCAUUCGAAAUGGUUUUGAAGAUCCUUCUCAACCUGAUUAUGUUUACAAGUUUCACAAGGCACUUUACACACUUAGGCAAGCGUCUUGGGCCUCGCACUUGAAAAGAGCUGAGCUAAGAACUCCUCAAAUCGUCCAAAACAGUGAAGAUCCUGAAAGAGAUUCAAUUAAUGRUCACAUCAAUAGAGCUGAGCUAAGAACUCCUCAAAUCGUCCAAAACAACGAGGACCCAGAAAGAGGUUCAAUUAAUGCACCCAAUACAACAAAUGAGAACAAACAACAGCGUGGUGUUCACCUUAUGGAGUGGCUAGAACGGGCGGAUUCUGGAGUAUGGUCGGCUAAUAGGAAGGGCGAGUCUCUAUUGUAUCUGGCUUCACGGCAAGGAUUGCAAAGCGUAGUUGGUUAUGCGUUGGGAAGAUUAACUGCUCCAUCUCCUAAUCAUGGUGGACCUAAUGGACACACAGCUCUGGACACCGCUGUUAUGGGCAGGCAUUCAGGAAAAUAUUUGAAAGUUUAG
Messenger RNA from Nelumbo nucifera (sacred lotus), 1536 nucleotides. NCBI's taxonomy places the organism in Eukaryota, Viridiplantae, Streptophyta, Magnoliopsida, Proteales, Nelumbonaceae. The record is from RefSeq and is a predicted model, not a curated record.